UGGAGGAGAGGGUCGGACUACACCGGGUGUUGCUCACACCAAGUUCUGCUCUGUCGCAAACUAAACACAAACACCAACAACAGAAUGGCAAGUUCUGCCUCGCUGGAGACGGUGAUGUCCUGCGGGAGGACCGGGCCGUCCGCGGCUCCGAAGACCCUGGCCUUCUCCAUAGACCGGAUCAUGUCCAAGAGCUCGGAGCCGAAGGGGAGCACGGAAGAGCGGUCGGAGGGGAAGAAGCUGCUGGGACUGUGCUCCCCGAUCCCCUGCAUGAUCCCGCUGCAGCCCUUCAGCUACGACCUCCAAGCCAAGGCGCUGAUGAACUACUCCGAGCUGUGGAGGGCCAGUUUGAGAGGGACUUUUUGCGGUUCCGCAGCCGCUCCGUGCAAAGGGAACUGCGGCUUGUGCGGCAAAGCUGAGCCGAGUUUGAAGCAGCCGCUGCUGACGCCGGGGAGCAGGGUGGUGAAGCCGCAGGUCAUCCACCAGGCCGUGGCCGUGCCCAGCGGCGGCUCGCUCUACUAUCUCAACUACCUGGACUCUGCGUACCAGCAGUCGGAGCUGCUGGCCGGACACUGGGUCUCCAGUCCGCAGGCCCAGGCGUCUCUGUCGGCGCACCACAGACUCUUGCUGCUGGAGAACGCCAAGCUGUCAGGGGUCGGGACCGACAAGCUGCCAACACCUCAGUACCCGCACAAAGAACAUCUGCCGGGGCAGCUGGACCAGAUAGUGAAGGAGAACCACGGCCUGAGCGCCGAGAAGAACGGCGUCAAGACUCACAGCAAGCUGAGCGGCAGCGGCGCCGCGGACGGGAAGCCCAAGAACUUCACGUGUGAAGUGUGUGGAAAGGUUUUUAACGCGCAUUACAAUCUGACCAGACACAUGCCGGUGCACACCGGGGCCCGGCCCUUUGUGUGUAAAGUGUGCGGCAAAGGCUUCCGACAGGCCAGCACUCUGUGCAGACACAAGAUCAUCCACACACAGGAAAAGCCUCAUAAAUGCAACCAGUGUGGAAAAGCGUUCAACAGAAGCUCGACGCUCAACACGCACGUCCGGAUCCACGCCGGGUACAAACCGUUCGUGUGUGAGUUCUGUGGGAAAGGUUUCCACCAGAAAGGAAACUACAAGAAUCACAAGCUGACGCACAGCGGAGAGAAGCAGUACAAGUGCUCCAUCUGCAACAAGGCCUUCCACCAGAUCUACAACCUGACCUUCCACAUGCACACGCACAACGACAAGAAGCCCUUCACCUGCACCACCUGCGGCAAGGGCUUCUGCCGCAACUUUGACCUGAAGAAACACAUCAGGAAGCUGCAUGACAACGGCUUCUCUGCGGCCACAGAGGCCUCCAGACAGCUGCAGAGCUGAGCCACACAC
This is a messenger RNA of Seriola dumerili (greater amberjack), 1371 nucleotides long. It is a transcript of the gene fezf2, whose product is annotated as FEZ family zinc finger 2. Bases 85 to 1362 code for a protein of 425 amino acids. NCBI's taxonomy places the organism in Eukaryota, Metazoa, Chordata, Actinopteri, Carangiformes, Carangidae. The record is from RefSeq and is a predicted model, not a curated record. Gene Ontology annotation, cellular component: nucleus. The transcript is spliced from 4 exons.